UCUGAAACGGUGACUGAGUCAACUAGAAAAGAAAUAACAGGCAACAAAACCAGACAGUCAGAAGUGAACAGAGAGCCAACAAAUUAAUAAAAAAUAAAGUCAAAAGGAGAAUUUAAAAAGAAAACCAUUGGACCGUAAGGGAAGCAGAGUGCUCAAACAGCUUCUUGAGGGUGGUAUUGUUGGUGGUGGGAUGGCCGGAGUGCGUCGGUGCGUGCUGGCAGCGGUGCUGCUGCUCGCCGUGUGUCUCUGGGUGCCUUCUGAGGCUGUAGGAGGGGCCAAGAGUCGACCAAAACCUCAGAAGCGACCUCCAAAGAAUCCUAAAGUUGACCCUGUGGACUCGACCCCGCCUGCUCAGAAUGUAGACAUACAGCAGAUGACAGGAGUGUGGUACCUCCUGAACACAGCCUCCAAAUGCUCCUACCUGAUAAAUCAUGGAACCAGCGUGGAGCCAACUGUCAUGACGCUCACACGCUCCUCUGCCUCGGCCCAAACCCUGUCUGUUAGUACUAAAACACGUCAUAAUCACCAGUGCUGGGAGAUUUUGCAGGUCUACCAUUUAACGUCAACCCCAGGAAAACUGAUACUCAAAGGAGCCCGUCCUGAGCUCAACACAGACAUCGUGGUUGGAGAAACUGACUACACCUCCUACGCAGUCCUGUUCUACCAGAAACAGGACAAGAUCACAGUAAAGCUCUACAGCAGGUCCGUGGACAACCUAUCAGAGCCAAUGUUGGCCAAGUUUGAACAACUUGCUGAAAAACACAGCUUGGGGCUGGCCUACCUCUUCCCCUUCCCUACCUACAGUCACUGUGGCCAUGUGGACAAGGAUCAUAUAAUCAACUGCGUCCCCACAUGCUGAGGAGGUGGAGCUACCCACUCAACAAAAUUGAUUCAAGGCUGAAGCCACGCUUUAAAAAUGCAAAUUCCUUUGACAAACAAAUAAAGUAACAUGAAGAAAA
This is a messenger RNA of Nematolebias whitei (Rio pearlfish), 959 nucleotides long. It is a transcript of the gene c8g, whose product is annotated as complement component 8, gamma polypeptide. The transcript is spliced from 7 exons. Gene Ontology annotation, biological process: complement activation. The record is from RefSeq and is a predicted model, not a curated record. Bases 191 to 859 code for a protein of 222 amino acids. Gene Ontology annotation, cellular component: membrane attack complex. Lineage: Eukaryota; Metazoa; Chordata; Actinopteri; Cyprinodontiformes; Rivulidae.